Zophobas morio is the source of this 562-nucleotide messenger RNA. RefSeq lists its product as uncharacterized. Lineage: Eukaryota; Metazoa; Arthropoda; Insecta; Coleoptera; Tenebrionidae. The record is from RefSeq and is a predicted model, not a curated record. The coding region runs from base 105 to 461 and encodes 118 amino acids. The transcript has 3 exons. Gene Ontology annotation, molecular function: protein binding; serine-type endopeptidase inhibitor activity.
GACACCAGUUCGAAACAGCAUUCUCGUAAAGUUAGUCGUUUGCAACUGUUGGGUCUCUCAAUAAGUUACAACAGUUAUCUCAGUUAUUAAAGAAUAUUAUUAAAAUGAAAACCUUAACUAUAAUACUUUUUGCUGCUUUUGUUAUCGCAUCAUCAGCAGUGCCUUCACGAGUCAGACGACAAGGUUUUAAUUGGGAAGAUUACGAUGACAGACUAGAUUCAUCUACUCAACGUCAAAGCCAAGCAGUGACUCCAACAAGCGGCAGUGGUGGUGUUACAACAACUACCACCGCUUCGCCCCAGUAUACAACCUGUAUACGAAGAUGUCCAGUAACACCGCAAUACAACCCUAUAUGUGGCACAAAUAGGAUUACUUACAACAACGAAAGUCAUCUGAGAUGUGCCCAGCAGUGUGGUCUCAGUGUACAAAGAGCUUUUGGUGGAUCAUGUCAGGCGCUUUAAUAUAAUGUGCUGUUAUUUUACGAACACUUGCCUGUCUGUACAUUAUAAGUCUGAUUUUAACUUUUGCACGAAUACAAUUUUUUCAAUAAAUUUUGAUUUAA